UCUCUGGCUUUAUCUAUUCAUUUCUGUCCACAGGCAGGAAGAGAUGGCAGCCGGGGAGACUCAGCUCUACGCCAAGGUCUCCAACAAGCUCAAGGUCCGCGGCCCGUCCUUGCUGCUGGAGCCCCUUCUGGGAAUGGGCUUCCCGGUACACACCGCGCUGAAGGCUCUGGCGGCCACUGGAAGGAAGACAGCGGAAGAGGCGUCAGACUGGCUACGUUGUCAUCGCAACGACCCUUCUCUGGACGAUCCCAUCCCCCAGGAGUAUGCCCUGUUCCUCUGCCCCACGGGGUCCCUGUUGGAACAACUUCAAGAGUUCUGGAGAGAGAGCAAGCGUCAGUGCACGAAGAACCGAGCUCAUGAGAUCUUCCCGCACAUAACGCUCUGUGACUUCUUCACGUGCGAGGACCACAAAGUGGAGUGUCUGUACGAGGCUCUAAAGAGAGCCGGGGACAGGAUCCGGGGUUCCUUCCCCUUGGUCGUCCCUCUGGCUCUCCAUUCUUCCAUCAGCUACCUGGGCUUCUUCGUGAACGACAGCCCUGCGGACGUCAUCCGGGAAUUCGCCACGACGUUCGCCAUGGAAGUGGCUGUCUUGGCAGACUGCACCGUGAAGCCCUGCGCCAAGCAGCUGCACCUGACCCUGGCCCACAAGUUCUACCCCCACCACCAGAGGACGCUGGAGCAGCUGGCCAGAGCCAUCCACCCAGGCCACAGCUGCCAGUGGACCGCCGUGCUGUACUCCCGAGACAUGCGCUUCGUGCACUACCAGACCCUCAGGGCCCUAUUUCAGUACAAACCCCAGAACGAAGACGAGCUGACACUAAGUCCGGGCGACUACAUCUUCGUGGACCCCACCCAGCAGGAGGAAACCAGCGAGGGCUGGGUGAUUGGGACCUCCCAGCGGACCGGCUGCCGGGGCUUCCUGCCCGAGAACUACACGGAGCAAGCCAAUGAGUCUGACACUUGGGUCAAGCACAGGACGUACACCUUCAGCCUGGCCAUGGACCUGGCCUCCAGAAAGGACGGGGAAGCCAGCAGCAGGCGAAACGGAGAACCGCACCCUCCACAGACGCCGAGGGACGUUAGCAGCAUCCAGGCUUUACAGGCCACAAUAGCGAGGAAGAGUGUGUUGGUGGUGCGCCACGGGGAGAGAGUGGAUCAAAUCUUCGGGAAGUCAUGGCUGCAACAGUGUUCCACUCCUGAUGGGAAAUACUACCGGCCAGACCUGAACUUCCCUUGCAGUCUGCCCAGAAGGAGCAGUGGAAUCAAAGACUUUGAAAAUGAUCCUCCACUAUCAUCGUGUGGAAUUUUCCAGUCCCGCAUGGCAGGAGAAGCACUGCUGGACAGCGGCAUCAGAAUCACCUCCGUCUUCACCUCCCCAGCCCUCCGCUGUGUGCAGACAGCCAAACACAUCCUGGAAGAGCUCAAACUGGAGAAAACAAUUAAGAUAAGAGUGGAACCCGGCAUCUUUGAAUGGACCAAAUGGGAGUCCGGCAAAACCACCCCAACCCUCAUGACCCUGGACGAGCUGCAGGAGGCAGGUUUCAACGUCAGCAUGGAUUACAGGCCUGCGUUUCCCCUCGCCUCCCUCAUGCCGGCCGAGAGCUAUGACGAGUAUGUGAACAGGUGUGCGGUGAGCGUCGGAUGGAUCACCAGCAUCCGCCCACGGGACGGGAACACAGCCCAUCCGUCCCUGUGUGGCUGAGGCUGUCAGGAUGCAAUGCUUGAGGGACAGGACAAGUCGGAUUUGGAAGGUGAGCGGUGCCGGAGAGGGGACAGCAUGAGGCAGGCGGGAGUGCGACAGGUGUGGCCAGCGACAGAGGAGGAGUAAUAACUCCAGGCGGGCUGGAGGGUAAGAGCCGACCCCACUGGUCCCCGGGCGGACGUUAUCUGUGAACUGGUCACCGUCCUGCACAGCCUGGCGUCACCUCCAUGCACACCCCAUGACUCUGCAGCCCAGAGGACUGAAGCCUACGUGCCCACGUCACCCGAGCACCGAGAGCACAGGCCCAGAGUCGAAGCCGUGCGUCUGCCUCCCAGGCGGCAUCCCGGCUGCCACCGCACCGUGACUUCGGAGGCCAGAGAUGUGAGAGCGGAAUUAACAGGAAAUAGUACAUCAGGGCUUCGGUCACACUGGAGAAUUCAGUGUCAGGAAGCAGCAAGAAUGAAUUGUUCUGUGUCGGCCAGAACCUUCAGGGGAAACUCUCCACCCGACUGCCUCCUCCAGGUGGAUCCUGUGGGGCCGGCCACAGCACCUCGUGGACCCACCAGGACCCGCCAGCUCCCCCCAGCUGUGACCGGUCCCCGCGGCAGUCACGCCCGCCGGCAGAAGACUCGCUCCACCCGUGGACUCGGGUGUCGUUAUUGAAGCGAGAGGCAUCAGCAGGCUCGUGGUGGCUGAUGCCUCUCAAGCUGAGGGACCCAGCCUGGGAGGCAGCCACCACAUCCCGCAAGAGGAGGUCCCUCAGGUCACAGCGCAGUCCCAUCCCCGAAGUUCCCGACAGGCGCGGCCGCCCCCAGAAGGUGCACAAGGACGUGAUACAGCAGGGACCAUGCACACGCAUGGGGGACCCGCAACUCGGGGUUACCUGCCGCACCGCUUCCGACCCGGGAUCUCUCAAGGCUUUGUGUACCCCGGGGGUGAUUCCACCCGACGACUUUGGGGACUCUCAUUCUACUAGAAGGCGCUGUCCGUGCCGGCUCUGACUCCGAGGUGUCCCUUUCUGUACAGUAGGCGUCAUCCUGAUCGUGGGCCAUGGCUCAGCGCUGGACUCCUGCACCCGCCCGCUCCUUGGGCUGCCUCCCCGCGACAGCGGAGACUUCGCCCAGCUCGUGAGAAAG
This is a messenger RNA of Felis catus (domestic cat), 2838 nucleotides long. RefSeq names its product ubiquitin associated and SH3 domain containing A (gene UBASH3A). The record is from RefSeq and is a predicted model, not a curated record. Bases 44 to 1702 code for a protein of 552 amino acids. Gene Ontology annotation, molecular function: protein binding. Gene Ontology annotation, cellular component: cytoplasm. NCBI's taxonomy places the organism in Eukaryota, Metazoa, Chordata, Mammalia, Carnivora, Felidae. Gene Ontology annotation, biological process: negative regulation of T cell receptor signaling pathway. The transcript is spliced from 13 exons.